Messenger RNA from Arachis duranensis, 1298 nucleotides. RefSeq lists its product as uncharacterized. Lineage: Eukaryota; Viridiplantae; Streptophyta; Magnoliopsida; Fabales; Fabaceae. Gene Ontology annotation, molecular function: 3'-5'-DNA exonuclease activity. Bases 99 to 1004 code for a protein of 301 amino acids. Gene Ontology annotation, cellular component: cytosol. The record is from RefSeq and is a predicted model, not a curated record. The transcript is spliced from 13 exons.
AAAAAGGAGACAAUUUGAUGCAGAAUAAUAUGAAGACGGCGCGUGUGUGGUCGUGACAGUGGUGUAGAGGAGCGAGUGAGCUGAAAGCCGAGGGAGGCAUGGCCGGCAUUCGAAUGAUAGAUAUAGCCGUCAACUUCACAGAUGGCAUGUUUAAGGGAAUCUACAACGAAUGCUUUGAUGCCUAUAGUGUAACCGGUGGAUCCUUGGAGGAAUCGAGGGAAGCACUUGCAAUUGCUGAAACUGAUGGACGACUGUUCUGCACAGUCGGUGUGCAUCCGACACGUUGCAAGGAAUUCGAGGAGAGUGGAGAUCCAGAAAAUCAUUUCCAGGCUCUUGUGUCAUUAGCUAAAGAGGGAAUUCAAAAAGGAAAGGUCGUGGCGGUUGGAGAAUGUGGGUUGGACUAUGAUAGACUUCAUUUUUGCCCUUCAGAGAUUCAAAAGAAGUAUUUCGAAAAGCAGUUUGAAUUAGCACAUAUCACAAAACUACCUAUGUUUUUACACAUGCGAGCAGCUGCUGCAGACUUCUGUGAAAUUGUUGAGAAAAAUAAGUACAGGUUCACUGCCGGAGUUGCACAUUCUUUUACUGGUAGCACGGAUGAUUGCAAUAAGCUUCUUUCCUUCGAUAACAUGUACAUAGGCAUAAAUGGGUGCUCUCUCAAGACAACUGAGAACCUUGAUGUUGUGAGGGAUAUUCCUGUUGAGAAAAUGAUGAUUGAGACAGACUCACCGUACUGUGAAAUCAAGAAUACUCAUGCUGGAAUUAGUUUUGUUAAAUCUACAUGGCCUUCAAAGAAGAAAGAGAAAUAUGAUCAAGAGUGCAUUGUCAAAGGCCGCAAUGAACCCUGUUUAGUUAGGCAAGUUCUUGAGGUGGUUGCAGGCUGCAAAGGCAUCAAUGAUGUCGGUAAUCUCAGCAAAACAUUGUACCACAAUACUUGCAGGGUUUUCUUCCCUCAAGACUUGGAUUCUGCAGCUGAUGCUCUUCUUGCUGGCGCUAAUUCUUCAUAAAGACUCAUCUGCUUCUUCGGAGCUGUUCGGCCGUCCAAUUCCUCAUUGUGUUGAGAAAGCUGGGAAUCAGUGUGGAAAGCGACAUAUCAUAACGCGUUUUCCAGAUGGCAGUUUCCUUAGUGUGACAGAUCAUUGCAUUCUAUGUUAACGAACCUGCUACUGUAAACUUAGAAUGAUUUUAUACAGCAACAAACUGAAAGACUUUAUUUUCAUACUCAUUGUGUAUUUACAAACCUGUUGUUUACAAUGGUAGAAAUUGAUCUUAAAGUAUUGUGUUGAGGGUUAUUCUGUUGA